UAUUAGCUGCAACAACGGGUUACAAAAUCAGGCUUUUUGAGUUUACUUGCAUUGUGACACCCUCUAGUGAGCCUUAUGUUUUCUGUUGCUAAUCAGAGCAUGAUAAACUGUGAGUCAGUCCACAGCUGGCUUUAUGAAGCCUAAAGCAGAAAGGAGCCUGAAAGUCAGAAUUACUGCAAGAGCAGAAUAUACCAUCGACCCUUCUCACAAAGCAAGACCACCCAGCUUUAAGAUGACGAGUCUCCUGCUUGUCCUACUGUCGGUCACAUUUUCGUGCGGAUUGCCUAUUUUUUCAGGGAAACAAAGUGAAGAACAAAAAAGACAGCUGGCACAGGAAUAUCUAAAUCAGUUUUAUGAGCAGGAAAAUGAACCACAACAACGAGGCUGGAAAAGCAAUAAUUCUUCCUUUGCGGAGAAAAUCCAACAAAUGCAAGGAUUUUUUGGACUGAACGUAACUGGAAUGAUAGACGCUGACACCAUGAAAGUGAUGGAGCAACCCAGAUGUGGCGUACCUGAUAUUGGACAGUACGUCCUGGCCCUUCCUGGGUGGGAGAAAACCAAGCUUACGUACAGGAUUGUGAAUUACACCCCUGAUAUGAGACAAGCUGAUGUGGACACAUCCAUCCAAAAGGCAUUUGAAAUUUGGAGUGCAGUGACUCCUCUGACUUUCAGCAGGGUUUACGAAGAGACAGCAGACUUCUAUAUUGUGUUUGUAACUGGAGCACAUGGCAACUGUCCUCGGCGUUUUGACGGUCCUCUGGGAGUCCUCGGUCACGCGUUCCCCCCCAGCCACCCCUUCCGUGGAAAUGUCCACUUGGAUGACGACGAAAAUUGGACUGCCAGCUUAGUCCAAUUCAACCUGAUGCUUGUUGCCACUCAUGAGAUUGGCCAUGCCCUCGGCCUUGCACAUUCUGGCGACCCAAGAGCACUGAUGUUCCCCAAUUACAAACUCAUGGAGCCCAUCGAUUUCCCACUCACCCAAGAUGAUAUUGAUGGCAUUCAGGCCAUCUAUGGACCAUUGCGAAAUCCACCCAAAAAGCCAGUGAAGCCAUCAAUCCCUAAGGCCUGUGAUCCGAAAAUGACAUUUGAUGCCGUCACUACGAUGCGAAGAGAAAUGAUUUUCCUACGGGGCAGGCACCUCUGGAGAGUGUAUCCCAGUCAUUCAGAAGUUGAUUUUGAAUUGAUUUCUACCUUUUGGCCUUCUCUACCAUCUAACAUCCAAGCUGCUUAUGAAAAUAUGAAAGAUCAGCUCCUCUUUUUUAAAGAUAAUCACUUCUGGGCCUUUAGCGGAUUACAGAUGCAGCCUGGUUACCCCCAAACCAUUGACCAUUUGGGCUUCCCACAACGCAUUAAGAAAAUUGAUGCAGCUGCUUUAGAUAAAAAUACUGGGAAAACCUAUUUCUUCGUUGGUAACAAGUACUGGAGAUAUGAUGAAAAGAAUCGAUCCAUGGACAAGGGCUACCCGAGAAAAAUAAGAGAAGAUUUUCCUGCAAUUGGCCAGAAGGUUGAUGGUGCCUUUCAGCACAAUGGAUCCUUCUAUUUGUUCCGUGGGUCGAAGCAGUGGCAGUUCGAUCUGAAUGUGAAAAGAGUGAUUUGUGUCAUGAACAGCAACAGCUGGUUUAGCUGUUAGCAUUUAUAAAAAUCCAUUUCCUAUAAGGGAAGAAAACAUUAACAUUUCUGCCAGGACAUCAAGAGUUGAGUACAUCCAGAACUAUGCAAUCUUGAAUUCUGUCUUCAAAACAAAAUGCCUUUUUUCAACAGUCUGUAUUUAAUCACUAUACAUAUAAAACAGUGGCAAGACUUUAACUGCCGUUUUAUAACUGCGCUAAUGUAUCUUCCUGAGAUGUGCUGUGCAAUCCUUUACAUAUCUGCACAAGAGUAAACCCCAUUGAUUUCAAUCAGACUUCCUUUAAGAUCAGUGUGUUUAGGCUUGCAAUUUUAAUGUGUUUACAUUCUGAAUGGGCUUGCAAUAAAACCGGUUCAC
Lacerta agilis (Sand lizard) is the source of this 1984-nucleotide messenger RNA. Its product is annotated as matrix metalloproteinase-27-like. The transcript has 10 exons. Gene Ontology annotation, molecular function: zinc ion binding; metalloendopeptidase activity. The coding region runs from base 134 to 1630 and encodes 498 amino acids. NCBI's taxonomy places the organism in Eukaryota, Metazoa, Chordata, Lepidosauria, Squamata, Lacertidae. Gene Ontology annotation, cellular component: extracellular matrix. The record is from RefSeq and is a predicted model, not a curated record. Gene Ontology annotation, biological process: extracellular matrix organization; collagen catabolic process; proteolysis.